GAGAAGAUGACAUUUCCUGAACAGGUCCGUAAAGAAUCUCACCUAUCAGCAGACCUUAAGAUGGGAGUACCAGACGGUCCCGUGGCAGUUAAGAAUGUGGCAGAGGAUGCGAAGGAAUUGGGUGAAGAUUUGAGAGCGGAUGGAGUUUAUACCAAAGUGUCACUUGAUCGUUCACCACAGGCUACUGAAACCGAAGAACUACUCACCCUUCGGCAAAAUGAGGAAGAGGGGGGGAUUGUAGGGAAUUCGAGCGACGAAGUUACUCAAGGUGCGUCUAAUAUUGUACACAAUGACCUCAAAGACGUAAAGUUUGCGAGGGUGAAGCGAAGUGAACUAGAACUGUCCGAAACGACAAAAGGCGUAAAACCCAGCAACCAUCCUCUGGACGGAGCGCUGAUGGGAGACGGAAAGAGCGCUGGUAUCGCGCUGGACGGGCUCAGAAUGAGGUCCGAAUUUAACUGGAACAGGGAUGAUGACCGAGCGAUAAGCCCCAGGAAAGAGGAGCCCAAACUAAUCAGCACCACUUUCGCCUUGUCUGGGGAUUCCGCUCACAACCAGGCGAUGGUGCACUGGUCUGGACACAACAGCAGCGUGAUCCUGAUCUUGACAAAGCUUUAUGACUUUAACUUGGGUAGUGUCACUGAAAGCUCUUUGUGGAGGUCGACAGACUAUGGCACUACUUACGAGAAACUCAAUGACAAAAUCGGAAGGACAGUGAUGAGUUACCUGUAUGUCUGCCCGACAAAUAAGAGAAAGAUAAUGGUGCUGAGUGACCCAGAGCUUGAGAGCAGUGUUCUAAUCAGCUCAGAUGAAGGCGCGAACUAUCAGAAAUUCCGUAUGAAUUUCUACAUUCUCAGUCUACUGUUUCAUCCCACACAUGAGGACUGGAUUUUGGCUUAUAGCCAUGACCAAAAGUUAUAUAGCUCAAUGGAUUUUGGAAGAAAAUGGCAGCUUGUCCAUGAGCAUGUGUCUCCAAACAGGUUUUACUGGUCUGUCAUGGGCCUCGAUAAGGAAUCAGAUCUGGUGCACAUCGAGGCGCGUACUACUGACGGACGAGCUCACUAUGUCACAUGCAAGGUGCAGGAGUGCACAGAAUCCAGUAGAAACUAUCCAUUCCCAGGACACAUUGAUGCAAGCUCCUUGGUAGUCCAGGAUGACUACGUCUUCAUUCAGGUUACCACAGCAGGAAGGGCAAGUUACUAUGUGUCCUAUCAGAGAGAGGGAUUUUUGCGCAUCAAACUACCAAAAUACUCUCUUCCCAAAGACAUGCACAUCAUCAGCACGGAUGAGAAGCAGGUAUUUGCGGCUGUGCAAGAAUGGAACCAAAAUGACACAUAUAACCUCUAUAUAUCAGACACGCGGGGAGUCUAUUUCACUCUGGCCUUGGAGAAUGUGAAAACCAGCAGAGGACUGGAGGGAAACAUAAUGAUUGACCUGUACGAGGUAGCGGGGAUAAAAGGCAUGUUCGUUGCGAACAGAAAGGUUGAUAGCCAAGUGAAGACCUAUAUAACCUACAACAAAGGGAGGGACUGGCGCCUGAUACAAGCUCCUGCCACAGACCUUGCAGGAAAUGACAUUCACUGCAUUUUGCCAUUCUGUUCACUGCACCUGCAUUUGCAAAUGUCAGAAAAUCCGUACAGUUCCGGAAGCAUCUCCAGCAAGAGUUCUGCACCUGGAAUAAUCGUGGCUACAGGCAAUAUCGGAGCCGAGCUCUCAUACAACAACGUUGGGAUGUACGUGUCCUCAGACGCUGGGAACACCUGGAGACAGAUUUUUGAGGAAGAGCACAGCAUUUGGUUUUUGGACAAAGGUGGGGCUCUCCUGGCUGUGGUACAGGCAACAGUACCUGUCAGACACUUAUGGAUCAGUUUUGAUGAGGGGAAACACUGGGAAAGGCACAGCUUCUCUCUGGUUCCUCUGUUCGUGGACGGAGUUCUCGUGGAGCCCGGGACAGAAAACCACAUCAUCACGUUGUUUGGGCAUUUCAGUCAUCGAUCUGAAUGGCAACUCAUAAAAAUAGAGUACAAGUCCAUCUUUACCAGGAGAUGCACUGAAGGAGACUAUCAGACAUGGCACUUGCACAAUCAGGGUGAACCUUGUGUAAUGGGAGUGAAACAGGUUUACAUGAAACGUCGACCAGGGAACAGGUGCAUGCUGGGAAAGGACUAUUCCAGAAUCCUUUCGGCUGAGCCCUGUAUCUGCAAAAACUAUGAUUUUGAAUGCGACUACGGGUACGAACGGAGACGGAAUGGAGACUGCUUUCCUGCUUUUUGGUUUAACCCCAGCGUUGUGGCACACAGCUGCAGCCACGGCCAGAGCUACCUCAACAGCACGGGAUACCGGAAAAUAGUGUCCAAUAACUGCACUAAGGGAGUGAAGGACAUGUACACACCCAGGAAGCAGAGCUGCCCCCAUCGGGCUCCCCGUGGCCUACAGCUGGUCACGAGUGACGGAAAGCUGACGGCUUCGCUGGCCAGCAAUGUCACAUUCCUUGUGCAUCUUGAAGACGGUGACUCGAUGAGAACCAAUAUCCAGCUGGAUUUUGGGGACGGCACUGCUGUUUCAUACUCCAACCUGAGCUGGGCAGUUGAUGGAAUCACCCAUGUUUACAAAUCUGCUGGGAUAUUCCGAGUGACCGCGCAUGCUGUGAACAGCCUGGGCUUUGACACUGCUACCUUGUACUUACACAUUACAUGUCCUGUGGAGCGUGUCCAUCUUUCAGCUCCGUUUGUUGCCAUAAAAAACAAGGAGGUGAACCUCACCGCUGUCGUCUGGCCCAGCCACUCCAGAACAGCGGCCUUUUUCUGGUGGUUUGGGAACAGCACCGAGCCCAUAAUAACCUUGGAGGGAAGCAUUCCGUACACUUUCCUUAAAGAGGGAAUGAACGUUGUUACCGUUCAGGUGUCUUCUGGGAAUGGCAUACUACAAGAUACAAAGAAGAUAGCCAUCCAAGAAUUCUUCAAAUCGCUGCUAUUAUCCUUUUCUCCGAAUUUGGAUGACAACAACCCCGACAUCCCUGAAUGGAGACAGGAUGUUGCAGAUGUGAUCAAGAAGGCUCUGCUGCAAGUGUGUGAAGUUCCCGAGGAGCAGCUUCUGGUGGCAGUGUUUCCUGGGAUACCAACAGCUGCGGAGCUCUUCCUGCUCCCACAGAAGAACCAAUCAGAAGACAGGAAAAAAGGGGAGGAGGAUCUGCUGCACAUCUCAGAGAUACUGGUCAACGCGCUGAGUCAGAACCUGGUAGAGUUUGAGCUGAAACCUGGGGCUCGAGUGAUUGUUUACAUCACACAGUUAACCUUGGCUCCCCUUGUUGACUCCAGCACAAGACACAGCAGCUCCGCCAUGCUGAUGCUUCUCUCUGUCGUGGUUCUGGGUUUAGCAGUUUUCUUAAUUUACAAGUUCAAAAGAAAAAUCCCAUGGAUCAACUUUUAUGCAGAGGUUAACCAUGAAAAAGAGCAAGAAAUGAUUGGCUCUGUCAGCAAAAAUGAGAGCAUUCCUAAAAUGCCGCUUGGUGAGUUCUCAGCUCCCAAGGAAGCAAUGGAAAAGGAGUUGGAGGCAAGGAUUAAAGCAGGAGGUUUUGGGAAAGUUCGUGGAGUGGAGAGCACAAGGCCAAUUCCAAACUGCACGAGUGUGUAAAACCAAUCAAACAAAACACACAGCAACGUG
This is a messenger RNA of Megalops cyprinoides (Indo-Pacific tarpon), 3663 nucleotides long. RefSeq names its product VPS10 domain-containing receptor SorCS3-like. NCBI's taxonomy places the organism in Eukaryota, Metazoa, Chordata, Actinopteri, Elopiformes, Megalopidae. The transcript has 27 exons. Gene Ontology annotation, cellular component: membrane. Gene Ontology annotation, molecular function: protein binding. The record is from RefSeq and is a predicted model, not a curated record. Bases 7 to 3633 code for a protein of 1208 amino acids.